Cannabis sativa is the source of this 5536-nucleotide messenger RNA. Its product is annotated as UDP-glucose:glycoprotein glucosyltransferase. The transcript has 37 exons. Bases 219 to 5138 code for a protein of 1639 amino acids. Gene Ontology annotation, molecular function: UDP-glucose:glycoprotein glucosyltransferase activity. NCBI's taxonomy places the organism in Eukaryota, Viridiplantae, Streptophyta, Magnoliopsida, Rosales, Cannabaceae. The record is from RefSeq and is a predicted model, not a curated record. Gene Ontology annotation, cellular component: endoplasmic reticulum.
CACACUCACUCAUAUACACUCUCUCUCUAAGUCGUCGUCCCCUACGGUCAUCGCUCUUUUUAUAGUGUGCCCAGAAACCUCCUCUCCUCCGAUAUUUCAUCAAAUUCACCAAACCAUACUCGAGCUUCGCUCUCUGAUUCAUCAAUGGCGGAUACCUAUUGACCCAAGUACAUCUGAAAUCCGAACCCAUUGAGAUAAAGUGUUGGAUUACUCAGAAAAUGGAGAUCCGUCUUAGAUCAGGGUUCUGUUCUGUUCUUCUAAUCAUUCUGGUUUGCUUUGGACCACGUGGUUUUGGUUCUGUCUCUGCUCAGAAUCGAAGACCCAAGAAUGUUCAAGUUGCAGUUCAGGCUAAGUGGUCAGGCACUCCAUUACUAUUGGAAGCUGGUGAAUUAUUAUCCAAAGAAUGGAAGAAUCUAUUCUGGGACUUCACAGAGGGCUGGCUUAAUAGUGAGAAAGAUGAUGUUGAGACUUAUAGUAGUGCUAAGGAUUGUCUGAAGAAAAUUUUAAGACAUGGGCGCUCUCUUUUAAGUGAACCAUUGGCAUCGAUGUUUGAAUUCUCUCUUACUCUGAGAUCAGCCUCCCCAAGAUUGGUGCUUUACCGACAACUAGCUGAGGAGUCCCUUUCAUCUUUUCCUUUUUCUGAUGAAAAUGGUGUUGCUGGGGAGCUUUCAGAAACAAAUGAGUAUGUGCCGACUAAAAAGUCAGAUCUCUUAACUGUUGGUGUAAACCCAAAAAGCCCUGGUGGAAAAUGCUGUUGGGUAGAUAAUGGUGCCACCCUGUUCUUUAAUGUUGCAGAACUACAAUUGUGGCUUCGCAGCACUACUCGUACUGGAGAUUCAUUUCAGCAGCCUGAACUUUUUGACUUUGAUCACAUCCAUUUUGAUUCGAGUAUUGGAAGUCCAGUUGCUAUCCUUUAUGGAGCUCUUGGAACAGAUUGCUUUAGAGAGUUUCAUUUCACUCUCGUCCAUGCUGCCAAAGAGGGAAAAGUUAAGUAUGUUGUCAGACCUGUAUUACCUUCAGGCUGUGAAGCACAAUUUGGCCAUUGUGGUGCAGUUGGCACACAAAAUUCAGUAAACCUGGGUGGUUAUGGUGUAGAACUCGCUUUGAAGAAUAUGGAAUAUAAGGCUAUGGAUGACAGUACAGUAAAGAAAGGUGUCACGUUGGAAGAUCCUCAUAUUGAAGACCUCAGCCAAGAUGUUAGAGGGUUCAUAUUCUCUAAAAUUCUGGAACGCAAACCUGAACUAACAUCAGAAAUAAUGGCUUUUCGGGAUUCUCUAUUAUUUACAACAAUAUCUGAUACCCUUGAUGUUUGGGAGCUAAAAGAUUUAGGACAUCAAACUGCACAGAGGAUAGUUCAGGCAUCUGAUCCUCUGCGGUCAAUGGAAGAAAUCAAUCAAAAUUUUCCUAACAUUGUUUCUUCUUUAUCUCGUAUGAAGCUGAAUGAUUCAGUAAAAGAUGAGAUAAUUGCAAAUCAGCGAAUGAUCCCACCUGGCAAGUCGUUAAUGGCACUCAAUGGUGCUUUAAUCAAUAUGGACGAUGUGGACCUUUAUCAGAUGGCUGACUUGGUACAUCAGGAUUUAUCAAUGGCUGAUCAGUUUUCAAAACUCAAGAUUCCUUCUACCUCUAUACGUAAACUCCUGUCAACUAUGCCUCCCCCAGAUUCCAGUACGUUCCGUGUUGAUUUUCGCUCAUCUCAUGUUCAUUAUCUUAAUAACUUGGAAGAAGAUGCCAUGUAUAAGCGGUGGAGGAGCAAUUUAAACGAGAUUUUGAUGCCAGUGUUCCCUGGACAACUUCGUUACAUACGGAAGAACCUUUUCCAUGCGGUUGCUAUUAUUGAUCCAGCUACCAUAUGUGGCCUUGAGUCAAUUGACAUGAUGUCAUCUUUGUAUGAGAAUAGUUUUCCAAUGAGAUUUGGGGUUAUACUGUAUUCAUCAAAGUUGGUCAAGCAGUUUGAAAAUGGCGGUGGUGAAAUGCAUUCUUCAACAGAGAAAGACAAUCAGAAUGAAGAUUUGUCGAGUUUGAUUAUACGUCUCUUCAAUUAUGUAAAGGAAAACCACGGGAUUCAAACAGCUUUUCAGUUUCUGAGCAAUAUAAAUAAACUGCGGACUGAAUCAGAUGGCCUUGCUGAUGAUGCUCUAGAAAUGCACCAUGUGGAAGGAGCAUUCGUUGAAACUGUGUUGCCAAAGGCAAAAUCUCCUCCUCAAGAUUUAUUACUGAAGCUAGAGAAGGAACAAACUUUCAAGGAACUGUCUGAGGAAACUUCGCUCUUUGUCAUUAAGCUGGGUUUGGCUAAGCUGCAAUGUUCCUUGUUAAUGAAUGGACUUGUCAUCGAUUCAAAAGAGGAGGCUCUUAUUAAUGCGAUGAAUGAUGAGCUCCCCAGAUUACAGGAGCAAGUUUACUAUGGGCAUAUAAACUCACACACAGAUGUGCUUGACAAAUAUCUUUCAGAAAGUGGUAUCAGUCGCUAUAAUCCCCAGAUUAUUGCUGAUGGAAAACCACGUUUCGUUUCUAUGUCUGCAUCCAUCCUUGGAGAGGAAAAUGUUUUAAGCAAUAUUAAUUACUUGCAUUCUCCUGAAACUGUUGACGAUUUGAAGCCUGUGACUCAUCUUCUCGCUGUUGACGUUACAUCAAAAAAUGGGUUGAAGUUGCUUCAUGAAGGCUUACGCUAUCUGAUGGAAGGAUCUAAACUUGCUCGAUUGGGUGUGUUGUUUAGCUGCAAUCAUGAAACUGAUGCUUAUAGUCUCUUUUUCAUGAAGGUGUAUGAAAUCACUGCUUCCACAUAUAGUCAUAAGUUAAAAGUACUAAACUUCUUGGAUCAAUUAUGCUCAUUCUAUGAGCAUAAAUACCUCUCUAUGGCUUCUGGAGCUUUGGGGACCACUCAAGCCUUUAUUGAUAAAGUCUGUGAGCUUGCUGAGCAUAAUGGAUUAUCGUCCAAAAUAUACCGUGCUGCUCUGUCUGAUUUUUCUGCUGAAGAUUUGAAAAAGGGUUUGAGUAAGGUGGCAAGAUUUUUGUACACACAACUUGGGCUUGAAAUGGGUGUCAGUGCUAUCAUUACUAAUGGAAGGGUAACAUUAUCUGUAGAUGGGAAUAUGUUUUUGAGCCAUGAUAUGCAUCUUCUGGAGGCUCUGGAGUUCAAGCAAAGAAUAAAGCACAUUGUGGAAAUUAUUGAAGAAAUAAAGUGGCAUGAUGUGGAUCCUGACACACUUACAAGCAAAUUUAUUAGCGAUAUUGCUAUGGUGGUUUCAUCUUCAAUGGCUACUCGAGAUCGUAGUUCUGAAGGUGCAAGAUUUGAGGUUUUACUCGCAGAACAUAGUGCCGUUCUUUUAGGCAAUGAAAAUGCAAGUAUUCAUAUUGAUGCAGUCAUCGAUCCUUUGAGUCAAUCUGCCCAGAAGGUUUCUUCAAUUCUUCGUGUUUUAUGGAAAUACAUACAGCCAAGCAUGAGAAUUGUACUAAACCCUUUGAGUUCCGUAGUGGAUCUUCCCCUGAAGAAUUACUACAGAUAUGUAGUACCAUCUAUUGACGACUUUAGUAGCACUGAUUACACGAUAGAUGGCCCUAAAGCAUUUUUUGCAAACAUGCCCUUAUCUAAAACCCUGACAAUGAAUCUUGAUGUUCCUGAGCCAUGGCUGGUUGAGCCUGUAAUCGCUGUCCAUGAUAUGGAUAAUAUUUUACUUGAGAAUGUUGGAGACACACGAACACUGCAAGCUGUAUUUGAACUUGAAGCUCUUGUUCUCACUGGUCAUUGUUCUGAGAAAGAUCAAGAUCCACCCAGAGGCCUUCAGCUGAUUCUUGGCACCAAGACUACGCCUCACUUGGUUGAUACACUUGUAAUGGCCAAUCUAGGGUAUUGGCAAAUGAAAGUCUCUCCUGGUGUUUGGUAUUUGCAACUUGCUCCAGGUAGAAGUUCUGAGCUUUAUGUUCUCAAGGAUGAUGGUGAUGGAAAUCAGAACAAACAAUUAUCAAAGCGUAUCACCAUAAAUGAUUUGCGGGGUAAGGUUGUUCAUAUGGAAGUCAUGAAGAAGAAGGGCAAGGAACAUGAGAAAUUGCUGGUCUCUGAUGAUGAUGACAGCACAGACGUUGAUGAUAAAGGAAACAGCUGGAACUCUAACUUUUUGAAAUGGGCUUCUGGUAUUAUUGGUGGAGCUGAACAAUCAAAGAAGAGUAAAAGCACAUCAGUGGAGCAAGGAAAGGGUGGGCGACAUGGAACGACAAUAAAUAUCUUUUCUAUAGCUUCUGGUCACUUAUAUGAACGUUUUCUGAAAAUCAUGAUUUUGAGCGUCUUGAAGAACACCAAUCGUCCAGUUAAAUUCUGGUUUAUAAAGAACUACCUCUCUCCUCAAUUCAAGGAUUUGAUACCUCAUAUGGCUGAAGAGUAUGGUUUUGAGUAUGAACUAGUCACUUACAAGUGGCCUACAUGGUUACAUAAGCAGAAAGAAAAGCAGCGAAUCAUUUGGGCCUACAAAAUAUUGUUCCUGGAUGUUAUUUUCCCUCUUUCUUUGGAAAAGGUCAUCUUUGUCGAUGCAGAUCAAAUUGUCAGAACAGACAUGGGAGAACUCUAUGACAUGGAUAUAAAAGGAAGGCCUCUAGCAUAUACUCCUUUCUGUGACAACAACAGGGAUAUGGAUGGAUAUCGCUUUUGGAGACAGGGUUUCUGGAAAGAACAUCUGCGCGGAAGGCCAUAUCAUAUUAGUGCUUUGUAUGUAGUUGAUUUAAAGAAAUUCCGGCAAACUGCGGCAGGAGAUAAUCUGAGAGUUUUCUAUGAAUCUCUUAGCAAGGAUCCAAACAGUUUAGCUAAUCUGGAUCAGGAUCUUCCAAACUAUGCUCAACAUGCUGUACCUAUCUUUUCACUCCCACAAGAAUGGCUGUGGUGUGAGUCAUGGUGUGGUAAUUCCACAAAAUCAAAGGCCAAAACAAUUGAUCUUUGCAACAAUCCUAUGACAAAGGAACCAAAGCUUCAGGGUGCUAGAAGAAUAGUUUCAGAGUGGCCAGAUCUCGAUUUAGAAGCAAGACAGUUCACUGCAAAGAUCUUAGGUGAUCAAUUGGAUGAACUCACAGGGGCCACACCGUCUCCGAAUGAGUCACAGACUUCAGUAGCGGAUCAUUCAUCAGAGGACGUUGAAUCUAAGGCAGAAUUGUGAGAAUAUAUAUGGUAACGAAGAAUAUUUGCUUCAUUUACUAUAACCCAUUGCAGCUCUGGUAGUUCUCACCAAUACAUAAUUAUACCUCAAGGUAGUGGCCUUUGAAAACCAUAAAUCUCUACUAAAUAUUAGAUAUUUUCCCCAAAGCCUAGUUAUACAGAGAAGAGAAGAAAUGCCUUAGUGUCCAAUUUUUGUUAAACAUUUUCCUACUGGCUUAAGAAAAAUGGCCCAAAUGAAAGGAAUUUUGAAGUCAAUUUAUUAUGGAUAGAUUUUUACUAAUAACACAUAGGCAUUUUGGUUAACUUGCUCUAUUUGAGCUUGAAGGCAAUGUAAUUUAGAACUUUAAUUUUGGUGUACCAUUUAGUGAUUGAAAUUUACAUAUACUCUUUUAUCUACUA